UUCCAAUGUUUUAUUCUCUACAGAUCUGAGGUCAGUGUCCGCCCCAGUAAGACCAUGAGUUUCUCCCCCACCCCCGUGGGCCCCCCCGGCAGCCGUGGUGUCCAGGAGCAGAGAGAGAAGUGGGAGAGGAAGAGAACCCGUACAGUCAGGGCCCUGGUCCAAACGGAACAGAAAUACUGUAAACAACUACAACUAGUCAACACGUACUUUGUGGAGAUUCUGAAGGCCAAAGGCACCCUGAGGCAGGACAUUAGAGAAAGCAUCUUCAGUUCCAUUCCAUCCGUCUAUUCAGUAAACCAGACGUUGUUGGUCCGUCUGGAGAACGGGGACUUGGGGCGUGGAUUUGAUGACUUCUGUCCUCACCUCCACCACUACGUUACCUACGUAGACAACAUCCAGAACGCCAACAAGGUCCUGGCGCUCCAGGUAAAGAAGAACAAAGCCUUUAGAAGGUUUAAGAAGCUCCAGGAGUCCAGACCAGAGUUCCUCAACUGUAAACUAGAGGACCUGCUCCCACUGCCCAUACAGCGCAUCCAACAGUACAAGCAUUUCUUACGGGAUCUGUCAGAGAACACGAGUCCAGAUUACCCAGAGUUCCAACCGCUUUCAAGGUCGGUGAAGCUGAUCUCUGAGGUAUCCCAGCGUAUCCAGGACAACGCCCGCAGCCAUGACAACCACCUGCAGCUGCGGCGGGUGCAGAGACUGCUGAAGGGGAGAAAGACCAGGGUGGUAGCUCCAGGACGCUGGUAUCUGCGUGAAGGCUGGCUGCGUACCGUCCCCCCUAAAGGAGCAGAGGUCAAACCCAAGAUGUUCUUCCUGUUCAGUGAUGUCCUUCUCCAAGCCAAGCCCUGCCACCCUCUCCAUCCCACCAACGGAGAUAAGUUUGCUGGCCAGAGAGUCUACCCACUGAAGGACUGUACUGUGGACAAGGUGUUUGGGCACACCCAGAGCCAGGGCGGCCUUCUCAGUUUGACCUUCCCUAAAGCCAAGCUGCUGCUGAUGUCCAGCGAUCAGGAAGAUAUCAACGACUGGUAUUACAGCCUGAGCUCUGCUGUAGGACAGUUGAAGUCCAGGAACACAGUGGUCCAUCAGAGAGAUGAUCUGGUCAGGAGACCUCUACGCUGCUUUGUAGAGGACCAGAAGAACCAAACUACCCCUUCCACACCACCCACCACCCCAGGGAGGAAGAGGGUGGCCCCCCCUCCACCCCAGACCCCCUCCAGACCUACCGCUCCGGCAGAAGCAGAGGGCAGCGCCUCCAAGAGGAUGAAGCUGACUGGGGGGCCAGCUGAGAGUGAAUCGGCCAGGUCAAGCUGUGUGAUCCUGUGAAGGACCAAGAACUUCAGAGAUCCUUGUUCUUUCACACAAACCAAUCAAGUCUGACAGAUAAGCGUCAAUGGUGGGGAUAUGGGAGGUAGUUAGAUACUGGAGAAUCAGGUUAAUGGGGGGUAGUUAGAUACUGGAGAAUCAGGUUAAUGGGGGUAGUUAGAUACUGGAGAAUCAGGGUAACGAGGGGAUAUGAGGAGCGAUUGGAGGUAGUUAGAUACUGGAGAAUCAGGUUAAUGGGGAGAGACGGGAGGUAGUUAGAUACUGGAUAAUUAGGUUAAUGGGGAGAGAUGGGAGGUAGUUAGAUAUGAGGAGAGAUUGGAGGUAGAUACUGGAAAAUCAGGUUAACGGUGGGAUAUGAGGAGAGAUGGGAGGUAGUUAGAUACUGGAGAAUCAGGUUAAUGGGGAGAGACGGGAGGUAGUUAGAAGAUAUAAAAUGUGAAGAUUUUAACACUGAUGCCAAAGACACACUUUGAAACACCUUCACGACAGAAGCUCAAGCAGAUGGAAAAUGUGAGAUUUGACUCUGAAAGAAAUGAAUGUUUUGUCCUGAAUAGAAUGUUGCCAUUUAUAUGUCAGAGCAAAAGCUCAGCAGGAAAAUACUGUAUUACUAGAUUGGGAAUCAAAACUGUCCCCUGGGAUAUUUUUGGCAGCACAACACCGUGUCAUCUGAAUGUUAAAUCGUGAUUUAUACUGUCUAUUUACAUUUAAUUCAGACAAGAGCUGAAAUAUUAGUAACAUGCUUGUCUCUAUGGUAAUAUACAGUAUAUUAUAAUGGUAACAUAUCAUGCUUGUCUCUAUGGUAAUAUACAGUAUAUUAUAAUAUUAGUAACAUAUCAUGCUUGUCUCUAUGGUAAUAUACGGUAUAUUAUAAUAUUAGUAACAUGCUUGUCUCUCUGGUAAUAUACAGUAUAUUAUAAUAUUAGUAACAUGCUUGUCUCUAUGGUAAUAUACAGUAUAUUAUAAUAUUAGUAACAUGCUUGUCUCUAUGGUAAUAUACAGUAUAUUAUAAUAUUAGUAACAUGCUUGUCUCUAUGGUAAUAUACAGUAUAUUAUAAUGGUAACAUAUCAUGCUUGUCUCUAUGGUAAUAUACAGUAUAUUAUAAUAUUAGUAACAUGCUUGUCUCAUUGGUAAUAUACAGUAUAUUAUAAUAUUAGUAACAUGCUUGUCUCUAUGGUAAUAUACAGUAUAUUAUAAUAUUAGUAACAUGCUUGUCUCUAUGGUAAUACAGUAUAU
Oncorhynchus tshawytscha (Chinook salmon) is the source of this 2563-nucleotide messenger RNA. It is a transcript of the gene arhgef39, whose product is annotated as Rho guanine nucleotide exchange factor (GEF) 39. Gene Ontology annotation, biological process: positive regulation of cell migration. The coding region runs from base 55 to 1329 and encodes 424 amino acids. Lineage: Eukaryota; Metazoa; Chordata; Actinopteri; Salmoniformes; Salmonidae. The record is from RefSeq and is a predicted model, not a curated record. The transcript is spliced from 12 exons. Gene Ontology annotation, molecular function: guanyl-nucleotide exchange factor activity. Gene Ontology annotation, cellular component: plasma membrane.